UCUCCCUAAAACCCAGCGAGCCGAAGGCCAGGGAGUGGGCGGGAGGACUGCACCCUUGCCGAGCAGGGUGUGCUGGUGUUUUCUGUGAAGCCAAAGCCCCCUGAGACCCCCAGGCUCUGCUUGUCACCCUCUGUGCCUACCCCCACAGGACACUGUGCAAUGUCCUGAUAGAAAAUGUGAAGUCAGGUUAAUUGUAUGUGUUGAUCUGCCAGAAGUUUGCUUUGAUUUGAGCAAAUGGGCUUUUGAUGACUGCCAAGCUCUCAGCCAAAUCUACCGUUAAAGCUUCACUCAUCAGGCAGUGCGGGAGACGCCUUCCUGUGGUCGCCGGCUUGUGCUGCUUCCGUUAUCAGAGUACAGGACGUGGCGAGCCCAUCCGUUCCCCCUUUGCCUGUGGGUUUGAGCUGAUCUGGAACUCACAGAGCUCCUCAGGCUCAUUGAAGGUUAAUGCCUGCUUGGGGGUGUGCAGUACUGAUAUGACUUAGAUUAGUGACAUCUUUCUCAUGGGUUUCUCUGUUGGUGAAUUAACAAACCGGGCACAUUCACCUGGCAAGAGACCAUGCCCCAGCGGGACGUGGCAUCAAGAUGCCAGGCUUAGGGCCCCACAGGGUGCUCUCGGGGAGACCCAUUCCUCCCCCUGGGCUGCUUCUCCCUCACCUGUAACGCAGGGGAUGCAUGUUCUUGGUGCAGCCUCCAACCCUAGGAAGUAAAAUGCCAGGGCUGCCUGGAGCCCGCGGGCAGCAGCCUCCCCACGCCUUGGGACUGUUUGGGGACUCGGCACGGCUUCUGGCAGUAGGUCGCUGGUGUGCAUUGCUGCAUCUUGGCAGUCAGGCCAGGAGGUCUCUCGAUUUGGACCCGGACACCUGAUGACAGUGCUUUGGGGGUCGUUGUCAAUGCACCAGGCAGUGGGCAUGGGGAUGGCAAUGUAUUUCCAUGUGGCUUUUCUCUCUCUGCCCCCGCCCCGGGCCAUCGCCAGCCUUAGCACCUCUGACGGGGACCAUAGACCUAAAUGCUCAGAGUAAUCUGUGCCACGCCUUCAGUGCCUCCUGGGAGGUCCUGCUCCUUACGGGGAGCUCUGAAGACAUGGCCAACUCUUGGAUCCUACUGAAAUUUUGGUAGAUAAGAUUUUGCUUAAAAUAGUUAAAUCUGAACUCGGGCUUGCAAAUGCUUUUCCUGGAUGAAAUGUUUGUAUUAUGAUGUAUGUAUGCAUGGUGUAACACAUCCUAACAAAUAUACACCGCUCAUCCCAGGGGAUUUCAUCAGUGAAACGAAACGUGUACCUGAACUGCAUCCUCAGGGAGCCUGGGACAGCCUCAGUCCUCGAAGGGAAGGGGUGAGGUCCGAUGAGCAGGCAGGAAAAUCCCAGGUGCAGACCUGCCAGCUCAAAAGGCCUGCCCACAGGUACAGACCAGCCAGCUCCAAGAGCCUGGCCCCAGGAGGGGCCAAGUAAAUUGUCCAGUGUGACCAAGUGAGAGCCUUCCAGCCCACUCACGGCCCUCAAAACCCCACAGCCUCAACAUGUUGUCCAUCCCCUGGGAACACUGUGCAUGAGAACCUUCAUUUCCAGGUGGCCUGCCCAGCCCCAAGGGAAGCUCUGAAGCUCACCCUCUAGGCUCUCAGCCCCAAUUCCGGUGCCCACAGGCUCUGGCCAUCCUACCCCUUGGAUAUCCAGGGGGUCACUUGGGUGUCUAUUGUGGGGGCUCUGGAGAUAACCUCUAAGGGCUAGGGUCUUUGUUUGUUAACAGGCUGGGCGCCACUCCUAGUAGGGCACCUCAUCACUCCAGGCAUGCCACUAAACAUGGCUGUUGGAUGGUUCUUUCAGUUACUUAGGCCUGGCCCUCUCACAGGGCAGAGGCGUUCGAGGCAUGUGCCCUGCCCCCAUGCAGCUCCCAGGCAAGGAAUCGACAUAGGACACUGUGCCAAUCAGCUGUCCACCAAAUGCUGCAUAACAAACAGCUCCAAAACUCAGUGCCACACAGCAGUCGGCAUCUCUUCCUUGCUCCUGUGUGUGCUGGUUGACCAGGCAGCACGUCUAAGCUGGCUCGGCUGGGUUUGUCUCCAAGCUGCAAGUUGAAUCCUCAUGUCCUCCAUCUUCCCGUCCUUAACUGGGGCCUAUCCCAGGCAUGUCCUUCCCAUGGCAAAAGUACCAGAGGAAAAGCAGAAACAUGCAGGGUCUCUUAAGGCCUGUGGUUGGGGUCGGAGCGCUGUCACCUCUGCUCACACGCUUUUGACCAAAGUGAGUCUCAUGAACCAGCCCAAAGUCAAGGGGCUGGAAAUAUAUUGCCGCCACCAGUGGGAGGAGCUAUAAAGUCACAUGGCAAAGGGCAUGAGUACAGAGAGGAGCGAAGGAUUGGGAGCAAUACUUCCAUGUACCCCAGGUCUCAAAUAGCUCCAGUGAUCUCCAGAAGGCAAAGCACAUCCUAGGAGAAGCCCAAAGAGCCUUUGGGGUCUGAGAAAGGAGGGGCCACAGCCGGCCGAGAGCCAGGAAGGCUUUGUGGAGAAGGCAGCAGGGGCUUGGAUCUGGACCUUGAAGGCUGGGCAGGAUUCACCACAGAGGCAAGAAGCACAUUCCAGUCGAUACAACAGCCUGAGCUGCAGCUCAGAGGUGUGCACAGAGAACAGGAAGCAACCGUUACCCAGCCUGGGCCAUCACGGACAUGAUGGAGAAUAAAGAGAGGCAGGCCGUAGAGGUGGGUGUUGGUGGGGGGCCUCGAAUGCCUAGCAACAGGGCUCGGAUGCACUCAGAGGGCACUGGGGAGCCAUCUAUGGUGUUUGAGCAGGGCAGGGGUCACAGAUCUGCUCUAGGAAGGAAGCCUGGUAGCAGGGAGUAAGACAGGGAAGAGAGAGGCUAAUGCAAGGAGACCAGACAGUGUCCAGGAAAGGUGCAGGAUGGCUGAGCUCUAGGAACUGCAUGGAGAGAGAAUGAAGGGGUGCAGGGCCUGAGAAAAGGAUGUCAGAAGCCACGUCCACAGGGCUUGACCACUGAUGGGCAGGUGCUGAGACAGAGAGGGACAGAGGGGAGCAGUGGAUCCUGGGAAGGAGAGGGCCUCAUUCGGAGCACGUUAGGCUGCAGCCACCACCUGGUAGUGAGGCACAGGCCCCCCGACCAGGGCGACAUGUGGGGAACUGACAGAGUGGGCUUGGGCCUUUGGGGACAAACCAUUUCAAUUGCCAAGGCCUUCCCAGCUAGUCACCCGCAGCCAGACACCUCCAGACUCCAUGUCCUCUCCCAGCCUCCCACUUCAUUUACCUUCCACACUGUGUCUGGGGCACUAAUUUCCUGUCCCCCACCUUCCCCCAUGGCAGCUACCACUGUUUGCUCAUUUGUCGUGGGGGAGACGGUUCCACCUCCAUUCAGAAUCCCACAUUCACUGGCGCGCUUUCUCAGCCAGAUGAUAUCACGCUGGGACUUUGCUGGCAUCCUGUGACACACAGUGACCCCAGGGGUCUUGACCCUGGGGUUGGGGCUCAGCACUUAGCCUCAUCCCAGAGCUCAGCCUGGUUUGGCGUGGUCUCAAAGCGUUUCCCAAACCCCAGGUCAGGACAUGUGCCGUGGAGAAGGGCUCCUGUGGCAGUGUGGAGUCCAAAUAGCAGGUUCUGGGGCUUUCCUGCCAUUUAUAGGUACCGGCAGUAUCAGAUAUGCCAAUCUGAGGUGCGUCCCCAGAGGAGAUGAGGAGCAUCUGCAUAUGUUGAGCAGAGGCCUCUCCAGACCGCCUUGGCUGUGGGUGGUGGUCCCAUACCACGGGGCCCCGGCUCCCCUGCUGCAGACACAGUUCAGAUUUGAGUGAUGUGUGGAAGCCACAGGCUCUGUGUCCCGCACUCAGAUACCAAAGAGCAAGGCCUGCCCCUUUCGACCUGUGGGUCCAAGGGUUUGUGUUUCUGGCACGUGGGGAUGGUGGAGGCAGCAAGGGUAGGCCUGAGGGACUGGCAGGACCCCCGCCACCUUGGGCUGCACCCCAACCCCAUGCAGCAGGAGUCAGCCUUGCCAGGUUGCAGCACGGAACUGCACUUCCUGAGCUUUUAGGGGAAGAGGCACUCGUGAAUAAUUCAGCCUCUUUCGCUGAGAUGAAAACGCCCUAAUAGAACUAAUGGACUCGCUGCCUCAAAACUCGAACCUGGUGGGACUCAUCUCAUUCACCAAUUGCUUCUGACGUCCUGCAGUGACACUCCCUAAUGAAAAAGCCGCCGUGCCAGAUCCUUAGAGCGUCUGGUGAUCCCUAAUAAACUAGACUGUGGCUUUUUUAACGAGCAGACGCCCCCCCGAAGGCAGGUGAGUCCUCCCUUCAGCCCCAGGACCGGAUGCAGCUGCUACCCUCCUAGGGGAGAUGCCGCUUGGGGGCACGCAUCCGCGGGAAUGAAAACAGAGGAGACGAUAUUUUGGGGUGGUUUUGUCUGAUCUGGAAUUAGACCCUCUACGUUUUUUCAAAGCAGAAGACCUCAAAAAAGAGCCAGCCUGAGGUAAACUUGGAAUGACCGUGAUGGACGGGGUGGUGGACGGUGGGUUUCAGCCAGGCAACGCCUCUCGCUUGAGCCUGCUCACAGCCCAGACCUGCCUGAGGCUGACCGUUUUCGCUGUUUUCCCGUCUGCGGGAGACACGGGCGUCUAGCUUGUACCUCGCUGUGUUCACCGUUGAUUAAGAUUCAGCAUUUUCCGGUUUUGCCCAGAGCACUGUUGGGGAGGUUUGGUCUUGUCUGAAAUGUCUGUGCAGGAAGCACGUGCUGAGGGAGCCGGGGGCUGCUUGUUUGGGCCUCGGUUUGCUGGUUGUCCUUGAGCGAAAAUCAUUGUGUUUGCACUGAUGCAAUGCCGUGCGUUGUAGAACCGCACCCCGGAAUGGUAGCUGCUCCCCUUCCAUUUCCGCUUUGGAGAACUUUGGCUGGGCUCUCUGCUCUCUGGACAGGUGUCACCAUUCAGAAGAGAAGCUCAGGAUUCCUUCUCAAUCUUAUGAUGUAUGCUUUGUUGGCUUUCAGUAAACAGAACAAUUCAGAAAUUCCAGGUAGAGGAGUCUGGGGGGAGGUAGUGAUUCCUACUGACUUAAUGAGGUUAACAUCUUCCUUGCAUUUUUCCAUGUCACGGUGUUAAUUCACAUGAAUUCCCCUGGGCCCCUGACCUACAAGAAUAGAUUUGCACAAGGCAGGCCCAGCCCAGGAAAGAACCUGUAGGUGCCACGUAAUUAGCAGUGGCUAUUGAGGAGGGGCUUGUUUUUCUUGGUACCAGGGUGGUGAGGAAGUGUCAGGGCUCAGAGACCCUCACUCUGGAAAGCGGCCGGGAUCUGGGAUAUUUUGAAUUAGAAGUCAGGGUCACUGUGCUCUUGAGCGCAGGAGAAGUGGGGACCCUGAGGCAGGAGCCCGACAGCGGGGCUGCUCCCUCUUCCCUGCAGGGUCUUACUGGGGCCCCUUCAUCCAAGGACCUAACGCUGCUAGAGUCUCCUUCAGCAAAAGCCCGGCAUAGAGCCCCAGUGUGAGGGAGUGCAGAGGAGCCGGCCUUUGUCCUCUGUCCCCAGGCACCGCUGGUAACGGGCAGAGCCCCUUUGCCUUCUGCCUACUCCCAUCCUUCUUCCCCUGAAGCAGCCCUCCCCAGAGUCAUGACCCUUCAGGACCACAGGGAGCCCCCACUGUGCAGAAGGAUGCAAGUUCUGGCAUGGGAGCCCCCUCCGCUACACAAGAGAGGGCGACCUGCAGACCGCUGGGUCUGAGGUAGGAAGCCAGCCCCACCCCCAUCAACGGCUGCCUGGCACUGCUGGGAAAUGCCCAGGUAUAGCUCUGAUUGGCCUUUUGGAGCCUGGGCUUUGGUUACUGUUCUACAAGUAUCUGAGCCCCUCCUCUGUGCAUGGGGCACUCUCGUGGGCACUGGGCAGGGGGCAGUGGCAGCAGGCAGAAGGGUCCUUGCCCUCCUGGACCCAACCUUCAGGGGAAUCCAGCGGCCGUGGACCCCUCAUGGCACCAGCCCUGCUCCUCACCCCUCCACCCCAUGCCAAAGGCUGCCAUUUCUGUGCCCACAAGUUCCCUGGCCCAAGCCCUACCCUGGCACCAUGGGGAUAAGCUUGCAGCAAGAGGCUCUGGGCUCCCUCCAUGCCGCAGGGCCCCCACCUGCUGGCCUGCUCCCAGGGCUGCGAGAUGAGCUCUAAGGAAAGAUUGCAAGCAGGCCCCCACAGAGCUGCCCUCUCUCCCUUCUCCCACCCACAUCCCCACACUCGGCCCUCCACCAUCUUGUUGGGAAGGGGGCGAUUAUUCGCAUCUGUGUUCUCUCCCGUUAAGCAUUUUCUAGGGAGAUUUGGUGUCUGUGUGGCUCACUCCUCUCACUCAAGCCUAUGGUCACAAGUUCCUUCCCGCCCUGCCUGCUGGCCCCUGCUGGUGGAUUUUUCUCUCCACGGCAUUUAUCAUAAUUGGUGUCUUAUCCCACGCCCCCCCAAGAGACUCGCUCCCUGCUGCAUCACCAACUCCCACCCAGUUGUCCAAAGCCUCAUCUCACGCAGCCCACAGCAGCCUGGUACAACAGGCCUCUGCCCAGCCCACCUCACAGAUGUGGAGGCUGAGGCCAGGAGCGGUCAAGGUGCCUGCCUGGGUCACACCAUGAGCAGGUGACAAGCAGAGCUGUCCCUGUCCAGAAGCUGGGCACUCAGCCACCCUGUCCUCCCACCCCAGGGCCUUGGCUGCAUUUCCAGAGCCAAACCAGACCCAGGUUGCUUUUCAUGAGUCAUGUCUUGAAAGCUAAUGACUAUUGAUCUCAGCCUGGUCGGGCCAGGCAGGGAACUUGCAUGUCUGAGGCUGGUCCUGCCUUUCAGAAAGAGCCCUGCGGCUGCAGCCUGCCCAGCUGGCCUUCUUUCUAAACACAGACCUCAGGAAAGCAAGGGUUGGCCCCCAUUUGCCCCACACAGGGCUGGCAGCCGGCCACACGGCCAUCUCAGAAGCAGCUGCCUGCCGCGCGCAUGGAGGGAAGGGAGUGGCCGGCCAGUAGGCAGGGAGGGGAAGCUGGUGCUGCUGUCUGUGGGUGCCAAGGGCCUCAUUUCCUAAGAUGAACCUCUCCUGGAUUCCGGGCCUCUCUGCCCUCCAGAGCGAUUCUCCCAGAAGGCAGAGGGUUUUCCGUGCCAGGGCACCUGCCUGCUUCAGCGUCCAGAGGUCCAGCAGCCACCAUCCCUUGCAGCGUAGAAAUGAGCAGUGGUGAAUGCAACUGCUGGCAUGGGAACCCCCCAGCAAGAGAGGGCGACCUGCAAAGAGCCCCUGGGCCUGAAGCAGGAAGCCAGUUGUGUCCCCGCCAGCUGCUGUCCCGGCACUGCCGGGAAAUGCCCAGGUAUAGCCCUAGUUGGCCUUUUGGAGCCUGGGCCUUGGUUUCUGUUCUACAAGUAUCUGAGCCUCUCCUCUGUGCACCAGGAGCACUCCUAUGGGCACUGAGCAGGCAGCAGUGGCAGGAGGCAGAAGGGUCCCUACCCUCCUGGACCCAACCUUCAGGGGAGUGAAUUCAGCACAUAGGACAGCUAGAAAGGAAUCUGCAAGGUGGAUGAUGGCGAGCGUAUUGGAGACAGAUCACAGCAAGAAAGAGGCACGUGGCAUGGUGUGCGUGGGGCGGAGAGUAGGAUGGGAAGCACAGGCCCCCUGGGAGCCAUGCCCGUCAGACAGAGGUGCAGGCUGUGAGUGACCAGCACGGCAGGCUCCCUGAGGACAGCUGGCUGCCCGCUUUUGGGGAGGGAGCCAUCCAGCCCUGACCAGGGUGGUGGGGCUGAGGCCUGUGUGGACACUGCUACCAUCUCCCUGUAGGGGCUCCUCGGGGGCUCCUUGCCAGCUGGUCUCUCUUUCUUCUCUGAGCCCACCUUCCCCACCUCAAUUGCAUGUUCAUGCAACAGGCAUUCGUAGGCUCUGGUCUGAGCUAGGCCUCAUGCUGGGCACAACAGGGCAGACAUGAAUGAUGGUCCCUUCAGAUAAGAUACAGACAAAUACUUGCAGGGAAACCUCCAAGAAAGAGGCAGCUGUGGGGCUCCUGGAGGUGGUCCCCCUCUCUGGGUGCACAUAUGGGCAGAGCAGUGAAAGGUCAGCAGGCCGGUCACCCAUUCUGGAAGGACCCUGGUACAUGGGGCUCAUCACAAACUCCUGCCCCUUAUGGGUCCUUCCUUUGGCCCCUGGAGCUCACCCCAGGAAAGGCCCAGCCUAGGGCAACUCCAGGACAUCUCAGCCCCCUUCAAGGACCAUGCUAAAGCCUCUGUAGCUGUCUCAGCUCCCAGGAUAGCCCUCCCAGCUCCUUCCCAGGGAUAAUCGAACUUUUCCUCUCUUGGGGCAGAAGUUGGGGACAGUGCUGGUUCCUUUGCAGUUCCCAGGCCAGAUUCCAGGAUCCCCCUGUACAGCUGACCCAGCUGAAAUGGUGACUUCCCCUCUGCACCUUCUCUCUCUGGCAAUGACGCAGGGCUGCGGUGCAGUCCACCUGGGCCAUGGCCCAGGCUGCAGUCAGGUGGGGUGAGGGUCACUGGACUAGGGACCUCCUUUGUGUUGAGCCUGCCUCCAUGUCCUCAUUGCCCUGUCACAGACUCUGCAGGGUGAGGACUCAGCCCCGAGGCUGCCCUCACUGGUCCAGUCACUGUUGUGCACGUGAAUUAACACCAGUGGUUGAGUUCUGGACGCAUGCUUUCUCCCUUGGCCUGUUAAUUGUCCACUAUCUCUCAGGGCUCACUGCACAUCAGUCUAUGUUGAGAUGCCUCAUUCUUGACAGCAGCAUAAAUUCCCACUAUGUGGAUGGACUGUCACUUAGUCAACCAGUUUCCCUAUUGAUGGACAUUUACAUUGCUUUUAGUUUCCAGGAAUGUGCGUUCAUCAUUUCAGCUGACUAUUUAGCAACGGUUCUUCACAUAGAAUCUUUGAAACUCCCCUGUCCCAACUAAGCCUAUUUCCCCAGGCCACUCUCAUCUGCAACCUGCUUAAAUGCAUUCUGCUUGGUUGUUCUUUUGCAAAAAGCAUGAAGCCCAAAGAUCUCUGCGGUGCAAUGAUGCUUUCAACAAACAGGGAAUGUGUUGUAUAGAUAGCAUUUCCCUUUACAAGGCUAGGAGCAAAUAAGACCUUCCCGGGUUGGGGCCACCUGGCAUGCGGGGGUGAGGUGCCUCCCUGGCAUAAUUACAGGAGAGUUUACUUCAGCAACAGUUGUGCCCUGCGCUGCUUUCCCAGGGACAGCUUUACCCUGGAAACCACUUCAAGAGAGCACUGUGAUGUGGUACCACAGUCACCACGGAAAAUCAACCCUGGUCUUCAGCAUUUGGGGGGCUCAGGCUCUGCAUGCUCUCUGUGCUCCCAUUUUCAUUUGGACACUUAGGGUGCAGCCGUCCUGUCUGGAAUGCAGCUUUGCCUGUGCUUGUCUCACAGAUGCAGGGGGCAGAAAAGGGCAGCUUAGCCAGAGUUCCUGGGAAGCACUGCUUUGCGGACUGAGAAUCUCAUGCCAAGAGAUGUUUACAUCCAGGGGCUGGGUCCCACUCCUAGACACCAAGACCUCCUGGUGGCGACACUAGUUAGAGGAUGUUUCACUGCAGCUGCCCCCUGCCCCAGGGCCAGCCAUCCAGCCUGGGGCGCGCGGGGCAUUGGCACACUGUCUAACUCAUCACCGUCUGGACAGUGGCGGCUCCCAGGCCAGGCGGCACCAUGCUGUCCAUGACGUACAGCGAGAGUCUGCGGAGCGUGAGCAGCAGGUGCCACUCUGAAUGGGCCCUGCAUCCCGUCCGCCAGACGGACACGCUGGAACUGCAGCGGCUGCGGGAGGUGCGGGCGGCUGCCCAGGCCAGGAACAUGGAGAGCUUCCUCCGCAUGCACGGCCUCUCCCUGGACGGCUGCACCGCCCAGCGCACAGGCAUGAAGUAUCGGAACCUGGGCAAGUCUGGCCUGCGAGUCUCCUGCCUGGGACUUGGAACAUGGGUGACCUUCGGAGGCCAGAUCACCGAUGAGAUGGCAGAGCAGCUCAUGACCUUGGCCUACGAUAAUGGCAUCAACCUCUUCGAUACAGCAGAAGUCUACGCAGCCGGCAAGGCUGAAGUGGUACUGGGAAACAUCAUUAAGAAGAAAGGAUGGAGGCGGUCCAGCCUCGUCAUCACCACCAAGAUCUUCUGGGGCGGAAAGGCAGAAACGGAGCGGGGCCUGUCCAGGAAGCACAUAAUCGAAGGUCUGAAAGCUUCUCUGGAGCGACUGCAGCUGGAGUAUGUGGACGUGGUAUUUGCCAACCGCCCAGACCCCAACACCCCGAUGGAAGAGACGGUUCGCGCCAUGACCCACGUCAUCAACCAGGGGAUGGCCAUGUACUGGGGCACGUCACGCUGGAGCUCCAUGGAGAUCAUGGAGGCCUACUCGGUGGCCCGGCAGUUCAACCUGACGCCGCCCAUCUGCGAGCAGGCUGAGUACCACAUGUUCCAGCGCGAGAAGGUGGAGGUGCAGCUGCCGGAGCUGUUCCACAAGAUAGGAGUGGGCGCCAUGACCUGGUCGCCUCUGGCCUGUGGCAUUGUUUCCGGCAAGUACGACAGUGGCAUCCCACCCUACUCAAGAGCCUCUUUGAAGGGCUACCAGUGGCUGAAGGACAAGAUCCUGAGUGAGGAGGGCCGGCGCCAGCAAGCCAAGCUGAAGGAGCUGCAGGCCAUCGCCGAGCGCCUGGGCUGCACCCUGCCCCAGCUGGCCAUAGCCUGGUGCCUGAGGAAUGAGGGAGUCAGCUCCGUGCUCCUGGGGGCCUCCAACACGGACCAGCUCAUGGAGAACAUUGGGGCAAUACAGGUCCUUCCAAAACUGUCGUCUUCCAUUAUCCACGAGAUUGAUAGUAUUUUGGGCAAUAAACCCUACAGCAAAAAGGACUACAGAUCCUAAGCCGCCCCCGCCCGCCUGCUCGGACACUUGCCAUUCCCUCCUAGUCUCUGUUCGCUCGCUUAAGCUGUUCUGAAGCCAAGUGAAGAGUGUGGUUUGCAUCCAAGAGAAAACACCACACUGUGACGUCAUCGGGAAACGAUCUCCCAGUCGCUGCCAGACACCACCCACUGCUUCGCCGGACAACGUCGAAGUCCAAUCUGUGCCCGGGACGGCACUGGUUAGGAAGGACGUUCGAGCGGCCCCACCCAAGCCUGUCACCUCUGCUCAUCCUCCAAGACCACCCAGCUUUCUCCCAGCCACAGCCAAGAUUCCCAAAGUCAAGGCCCGAAGAUUCCCAAGAUUCCCCAAGUCAAGGCCGGGCCAAAGCCUGGGUGGGUUCUUGGGGCAGGCAGGGCUGCCUCUCCUCUGCUGAGAAUCCCUACCCCGUGUAAGGGGAGAGGGAAAAGGGGUCUGGCCCAUCGAGGGGUCCCUUCUGCCAGGGCCUUGGUCGCUGGGGCAGGGGCCUCCCCACUGGGGGUCUUCCUCCACCUCCCACUUUCCAAGGGCUCCAGGAAUCUGGGCCUGACCCAGAUUCCUCCCCCAUCCUUCUCUGCUCUAACCUGUCCCACUGGGUCCCGGCGGGGGCCAUGCCUACCAAGCUCGAGCUGGCCCUUGACCCCCACCCCCCCCCACCCUCGCUGGCAGGGGCAGGGACCCCAGGGGGAUCGGCUCUACAAUUUGGGAGCCACAAAAAGUGUAGGGCUGUGAUUUCUAGCUCAGCAUCCCACCGUCUUCCUCCUACACACCAAUGAUGAGCCCUCACACCAGUGAUGCCCGGAGCACAUGGGAGGGGUCCCAGUGGGGCAGGCCCUUCUGUCCGGCCACCCCUGUCCUGGCCUCAGAAGGCCCUAUGGUCAUGUGCUCCUAGCUGCACCGUGGCUGCUGGCCACACCGUGGCAAGUGGCAGCAAAGGCCAGCCCUGUGCUCGAGGACGCACUCUUCUUGGCCCCUGUAGACUUUCUCUAAAGCCACCCUCCAGCCCAGGCUGCUAUUCUGCACUGAGGUGGUGGGCUGGAGUUUUGCAGAGAGCAUGCUUGGACCCUUUCAGUACGAAAGGGUCCUUGGGGUUUUCUGUGCCCAGGACUGGGGUGCUGCACCCCCACGGCAGCCCCCACAAUGUAGGAAAAGACCUCAGGGAACCUCUCCCUGGAAAGAUGGCCGGGGCUUGUUGGCCCCUCCCACUGCCCGACACCUGGAACAGACUGGGGAGAGGGGAGAGAGGGCAGGCCAGGCCAGAGUGACACCCCUGUGCAGCUUGGGCCAGAGGGCUGGGGAUGCCAGGAAAUCUGCAGGUGCGGGGGUGCCACCUGCAGGCCCAGGCCUGUGUCCUGAGCAGUACCCAGGCUUUGCUGACCGCGCAGGGCAGGGCUCCACUUAAGCCACCCCCACCCCUCGCCAGCUAGCUCCAUAGGGAAGCCUAUGUCUCCUGCCCCCAAGGCACACCCUCAGCACGAGCACCUCCGUUCCCACUUUGCUCUUGGAGGAGCCACUAUUCCAGAAGGCUCCACCCUGCUGUCCAGCAGGAGCCUGCUGUCCAGUCCUGGACAGGCCAAGGCCUGGGAAACGUGUGUAAGUCAGAAAGGCCAGCAGGGAGAGGCUGGGGUGAGGAAGGAGAGGGAUGCAGCUUCUGCUGUUCCUGGCCCACCUUCAUGCUGCCUCUGGCAUCUAGAACCCUUGCCCCUCGUAGACCAAGUCCCGGGGGACUCCACCCAGUCCUGCUGCCCACUUCACCAGCAGCAGCCCUCUGAGUGUGGGGCGGGGAAGUCCCUUCCCAACGGAGGUCCCAGCCUAUGGCCCCGGGCCCAGGUGGGGGUCGCCUGCUUCCUUCUAGGACAGGGUCCUGCAGUGGCCAAUAGUGCCAGAGGGCAGGUGACCCACCUUCGCCAUCAGGGAGGGUGGCUGGCCCCAUCCCUACUGCCACCCCAGCCCCACCCACUGUUGGAAGAGGGACCGGCGCGUGAGGUGGUGCCCGGGGUGGGCACUGCUGCUUAACGCAAGCCACACCUGGGGCAGCUGAGCCCCCACUGUGGGUUUGCCAAACAGAGGCCAGGCCCCUGGUGAGGCCCAAGAGCCCAGUGCCAGGAUGCAGGCAGCCUCUGGCGAAGCUCUUUCCACAACCUGGUUCCUGGAUGUCCUGUUUGCUCCACGCCCAUCUACAGGGAGGAUGUGAGGGGUUCUGCCUCCUGGGGCCAGGUCCCCCCUCGGGAGGGGGGUGUUAGGUGGGACCAUCCGAGAAAGAACAGAAGACCAAGGGCAAUCGGGGUCUAGAAGGGAGGGCGCUGGCCCUGCUGGGUGCUGUGGAGCCCCCACUGUUUCCCACUCAGCCUUGCGGUCCCGAGGAGUGACGGGCUUCCUGCCAUCUUCUGUCCUUGUCCAGUCAUGUAAAUAAUGUGCUUUUUCCGUCCCCGCCCCCCGUCUUUUUUUUAAAACCGACCGUGGUUCCUCAGCUAACUGCAUUCCCUACCUAGGCAGAGACUGUCCUAUGCCUCGAGCUUCCAAACGAGACUCAGAUCACGACACAGCCACCGUAUUUAUGGAAUGACAAAAUAAAGCCCAAACCCAUCGGUC
Messenger RNA from Chlorocebus sabaeus (green monkey), 13419 nucleotides. It is a transcript of the gene KCNAB2, whose product is annotated as potassium voltage-gated channel subfamily A regulatory beta subunit 2. Gene Ontology annotation, cellular component: voltage-gated potassium channel complex; cytoplasm; membrane. The record is from RefSeq and is a predicted model, not a curated record. Gene Ontology annotation, biological process: regulation of action potential; transmembrane transport; regulation of potassium ion transmembrane transport. NCBI's taxonomy places the organism in Eukaryota, Metazoa, Chordata, Mammalia, Primates, Cercopithecidae. Gene Ontology annotation, molecular function: potassium channel regulator activity; transmembrane transporter binding; voltage-gated potassium channel activity.